Trichoderma reesei QM6a is the source of this 1428-nucleotide messenger RNA. RefSeq lists its product as uncharacterized. Gene Ontology annotation, molecular function: protein binding; ubiquitin protein ligase activity. The record is from RefSeq and is a predicted model, not a curated record. The transcript has 5 exons. The coding region runs from base 1 to 1428 and encodes 475 amino acids. NCBI's taxonomy places the organism in Eukaryota, Fungi, Ascomycota, Sordariomycetes, Hypocreales, Hypocreaceae. Gene Ontology annotation, cellular component: Prp19 complex; U2-type catalytic step 1 spliceosome; cytoplasm. Gene Ontology annotation, biological process: DNA repair; protein ubiquitination; mRNA splicing, via spliceosome.
AUGCAGUGCGUGCUCUCCGGAGAAGCUCCUCAAGAGCCUGUCGCGUCCAAGAAGUCGGGCAUCGUCUACGAGAAGCGGCUGAUAGAACAGUACAUCAAUGAGCACGGCACAGAACCCAACGGCGAGGCCCUCACCGUCGAGGACCUGCUGCCCAUCAACACCUCUCGCAUCCCGCGCCCGCGCCCCCCUACCCUGACGUCCAUCCCCGCCCUGCUCGCCACCUUCCAGAACGAGUGGGAUAACCUUGCGCUGGAGACAUACAACCUGCGGGAGCAGCUGGCCCGGACAAGGGAGGAGCUCGCGACGGCGCUGUACCAGCACGAUGCCGCCGUUCGCGUCAUUGCGCGGUUGACCAAGGAGCGAGACGAGGCCAGAGACUCGCUGAGCAAGAUUACCGUAACAGACGGCGCUGCCAACGGCGACGGCAUGGUGGUGGACAGCGUCGAGGCGCUGCCGGAAGACCUGGCGGCGCAAGUGGAUUCAGUACAUCAGAGCUUAUCAAAGGGGCGCAAGAAGCGCUCCGUGCCCGAGGGCUGGGUCUCCAGCGACCAGGUGUCAUCAUUCGAGACGACGACGACAAACGCCCUGCCGGUUCCCCGGGCCACCGCUCUCGACGUGGAGGGCAGUUAUGCGGUAGCGGGAGGAUUGAACGGGGAGGCAGCCAUCUACUCCGUCGAGGCCGACAACGUGGAGAGAACGAUUCCGGUGGGCGAGCCCGUGACGGAUACGCUCUGGGCUGGCUCCAAGGUCUUCUUCGCCACUAGCCAAGGCAACGUCAAGGUGUACGAGGCCGGUAACGAGGUUGGCACAUUAUCCGAGCACGCUGGGCCUGCCAGCGGCCUGAGCCUACACCCGUCCGGAGAUUUGCUCGCCUCCGUGGGCACCGACAAGAGCAUCGUGUUUUACCACCUGGAGACGAUGAAGCGGGUCAGCCGGGCCUAUGCCGAUGCUUCUCUGACAACGUGCGCUUUCCACCCCGACGGACAUCUUUUUGCCGCAGGCACAGUCACCGGCGACAUCAAGCUGUACAUGACCAAGAACCUUGAGCAGGCCGUUGUGUUCAAGCUGGGCGCCCCCGUGCAGGCCCUGGUCUUUUCCGAGAACGGCUUCAUGCUGGCGGCCACGGCCAAGGGGCAGACGAGCGUCACCAUUUUCGAUCUGCGCAAAGAAGGCGACGCUGCCGUGUCCAAGGUGCUGGAGACUGGAGGGUCGGUGCAGUCACUGGCCUGGGACUACACCGGUCAGUUCCUGGCGACGGGAGGCGCCACGGGCAUCACGGUGCAGCAGUACACCAAGUCGAGCAAGAAGUGGAGCGAGCCUCUGCGCAACUCGGUCGCAGCCGUCGCGGUUCGAUGGGGCGAGUCGGGGCAGAAGCUGAUUUCACUCAACGGGGAGGGAGUGGUGACGGUGUUGGGCGUCAAGGAGUGA